Syngnathoides biaculeatus (alligator pipefish) is the source of this 2047-nucleotide messenger RNA. RefSeq names its product galectin-related protein-like. NCBI's taxonomy places the organism in Eukaryota, Metazoa, Chordata, Actinopteri, Syngnathiformes, Syngnathidae. The record is from RefSeq and is a predicted model, not a curated record. Gene Ontology annotation, molecular function: carbohydrate binding. The transcript has 5 exons. The coding region runs from base 34 to 573 and encodes 179 amino acids.
UACACCCCGUGCGUGUGCUUCUGGAGUUCCAACAUGGCCGCCGAGCAACCCGCGACGACGCGCGAGAGGAAGAAAUGGAAAAUUGAUGAUGACGAGGCCAAAGCGAGCAUCAGCCAGAAAAGUGAGCAGGAUACAUGGACCAACCUGGCAGUUCCUUUCCGGGGUCACAUCACGGAUGGGUUGCACCCAGGACGGAAGGUGAUCAUCGUGGGCGUCGUGGACUCCAAUCCUGACAAGUUCUACGUGGCCUUGACGUGCGGGCGGUGUACGCGGGACGGGGAGCCCCCGCAAGACGUCGCCCUGGAGAUCUGUGCGCGCUUCGGAGGGGGGCAGCGCCAAGUGCUGCGUCGGGCCUGCGUGGCCGGCGCGUGGACCCGCCCCGACAGCGCCAUCCCCUUCUUUCCUUUCAUCCGGGGGCAACCUUUCAAGAUGGAAGUGCAGUGUGAGUCGGGACGCUUUCGGGUUUUCGUGGACGGGCAGAAGCUUUUUGACUUCCAGCACCGGGUGGCAACGCUCCACCUGGUGGACACGUUGUGGAUCAAAGGCAGCGUCGCCAUCACCAAGCUGGGUUGAAGGCGGCGGCGCCACUGAGGGAGGACAUUGAAACUGCGACUUUGGCCAUCUGAUUGGGUACACCGCCGUUCACGCUGUCGUUCUGUGACCGUGUUCAUUUCUUGAAUCGUCUUUCCCCAUUAAAAUGGAUGUAAAUUCCAUUAAUCUGUUUUGGCCUCCCCAAGAAAAGACUAAUGCCAUGUUAAAAAUAGCUCUCUUCAAUAUACUUUUUCAAACCAUGCAGUAAUGAUGAUAUCAUUAGAUAAAAUGUCAAUAUUUAUACUGUCACACCUUUUGCUUUAAGUCAGAGGACAUUGUGCUGCUACUUCCGGUGGGAGCACCUUGGCUACCGGGUAAUGCAGACGUUCGACAGACGUAGACUCCCCUCAUUCCUCUGUAGACCCGAGUAAUAUUUUGCAUUCUUUGCAGAGGACAAAUAUACGCUUUUGAGUAGUCUAUAUCUCACUACAUUUGCUGCUUGAAGAAUUAUUAUGUAUUUUAUUUUUAUUAUGCAUUAUAUCAGCUUCUGUGCGUCCACUAUUUGUUAGCCUGUCUGUGGCAUUUCCAUUUAUUUGCCAGGCCAUCUGAUAGUUUUUUUUCGUUGUCUUUGUUUACACAGUGCUCUUAUCUCAAGGUUUUGCUAACAAGUCAAAGUGAAAACUUGUGAGUCAGGUCAGUCGUACUUCUAAGCACUACCGUACAACACUUGGGUUUAAAUAGUAUGAAAGCGAGGAUCACACCCCCCCGUAUGGUGUCGACAUGUGCCCUGGUACUGACCGCCGACCAGUUCGGAGUGUGGUUCUCUCACACAACGUUAGCUGGGUUAGGCCCCGGCGCUCCCGUGAUAAAUGUGAGGAUAGGCGGCUUGGGAGAUGCCAUCCAUCCAUCCAUUUUCUUUGCCGCUCAUCCUCACAAGUGUCGCGGGGAGUUCUGGAGCCUAUCCCAGGUGUCAACGGGCAGGAGGCGGGGUACAUCCUGCACUGGUUGCCAGCCAAUCAUAGGGCGCAUCGAGACAAACAGACGCCCUCACAAUCACACCUCGGGGCAAUUUAGAGUGUCCAAUUAUUGUUGCAUAUUUUUGGGAUGUGGGAGGAAACCGGAGUGCCUGGAGGAAACCCACACAGGCAUGGGGAGCACAUACAAAUUCCACACAGGUGGUUCUGGGAUUGAACCCGGGACCUCAGAACUGUGAGGCCAACGCUUCCCAGCUGCUCCACCGUGCCGCCGGCAUGGGAAUGGACAUGGACUAUUUUAAAUAUUUUCUUGACUUGAAAACAAUCACAUGCUUUUUUGUGAAUAUUUUCAAUCAUGCAAUUUACAACAUUACCACCUUUUGUUUUUUUUUUUCAUUGAUGAAAGAUAUGACUAUAGUUGUCAUGUACAGUAUUGUUUUUUUUUUCUUCAUGCUAUUGUUUCUGACCAAUCAAUAUUCAUGCUGCUACAUUGUAAUUUUAUAUAAGAUUUAUGUAAAACAUGUUCAUGGAAUAAAUGCUUA